CAUCACCAUCAGAAAAGAAGACAGAAUCGUAAACAAAAGUUCUUUCGAUGCAGCCUCAGGAGUCGGACUCACAGAAGGCGAAGGCAGGAGCUGGAACGCGUGCAGAUGCCACGGAAUCCAUGGGACUCCGCACUGAGGCUUGCGGGCGCGCUAUCGGACUAUCGAUUCCGUCUCAAGAACCACCAACCAACCUCCGCAACUCGCACCGGUUUCACCCUCCUCAGAAACAACGACAACACCUUCUCAAACCACACCCUCCACUAUAACCCAGCCUCGCUCUCCGUCCAGGUACCUCAGCGGCAGUCCCGCAACCUUCUCCUGACAUCCUCCAAUUCCGGACGCGUUCGGUCUCUCGCCUCGCCGUCGCACUUUUAGAACACUCGACUUUACGCUUCAAAGGACACCUGUAACUCAACCCAGAUAUGCUGGUCCUCGGAAUACCCCCUCCGUUGUUAACGGACUCAUACAAGACUACCCACUUUCACCUCUAUCCGGAGGCUCAGAAGAUGGUAGCAUACGGCGAAUUCCGCGCAGGUUUCAACAAAGACACCAACGACAGCCGCAUGGUCUUCUACGGCAUGCGUUACAUCAUCGAGAACUAUGUCGCGGUCAAAUGGACGAGAGAGGAUGUCGAGAUGGCGGAACAGUUCUUCAAAACGCAUAAUGCAGGAUUCACAGAAUUCCCCUUCCCAAAAGACCUCUUCCUCAAAUUCGUCGACGAAAACGACGGAGGCUUCCCAGUCCGCAUCGACGCGUUGCCCGAAGGCACCGUCGUCUUCCCCCAUUUGCCGGUUUAUCAGAUUACCGCGGAGAAUGAGUACGCUAGGCUAGUGACGUACCUGGAGACUGUGUUGACGAUGAUCUGGUAUCCGUCAACGGUCGCCACUCUUUCCCGCCGCUCGCGCGACCUGAUAGAAGCCGCAUAUGAGAAAUCGGUUGAUGAGAAGGGAUAUUGGACGCUUGAUUCCCGGUUACACGAUUUCGGCUUCCGCGGCUGCACCUCUGUCGAGCAAUCCAUCAUCGGCGGAUGUGCGCAUCUCCUAAACUUCGAAGGCACCGACACAAUGUCCGCCGCCUUCUACGCCCAAUUCAAGCUCAACAACGGCCGCGCAGUCGCAACCUCCAUCCCCGCCACCGAGCACUCCGUCAUGACCUCCUACCCCACGGAAGUCGAAGCGAUGUCGGUGCUGCUGGAGCGGUACGGCUCGGGCGUGUGCGCGUGCGUGAUGGAUUCCUAUGAUUAUGUGGAGGCGCUGGAGACUGUUCUCCCCGCGAUUGCGAAGCUGAAGUGCAAGAAGGGGGGGUUUUUGGUGUUGAGGCCGGAUAGCGGGGAUCCGGUGGAGGUUGUUUUGCAGGGGUUGAGAGCAAUCGACAAAGUCUUUGGCUCCGACCUGAACGCCAAAGGCUACAAAGUGGUCCGCGGCGCCAGCGUCAUCCAAGGCGACGCGGUCACCUACGACUCUCUCGGCAAGAUGCUCGCGGCGGUGCUGGACGCCGGGUUUGCGGCGCAGACGGUCGGGUUUGGGAUGGGCGGCGGGUUGCUGCAGAAGGUGAAUCGCGAUACGAUGAGCUUUGCGACCAAGUUGAGUAAGGUUGUUAAUAAGGAUGGAAGUGAGAGGGAAGUAAUGAAAAUGCCCAAAACCGGCGCCGACAAAUUCAGUCUCCCGGGCGAAUUCCACAUCGUCCGCAACUCCCAAAGCAUCCCAAUAGUCUACCCGUCCCCCCCGCCCCUCCCUCUCUCCUCCACCCCCUCCCUCCUCCAAACCGUCUACGACCACAACCGACCCCUACCCACCAAAUGGGACGACUUCACCACCGUCCGCGAGCGAGUGAAACGCGAAUGGACAGCCGUCCCGAAAGCGGUGGAUGUGCUCAGCCCGGAGUUGCGGGCGAGGAUCGAGGUGUUCAAGGAGUCGAGGGCGGGGACGCCGGUGCACAAGGUGAAUGGGGUUUAGCAAAAACCCCCACGGGCUACCGUUUUGUUUUCGAUAUAUAUUACACCCGCAUACGACACAUUUUCGCAUAUUCAACAACAACCCCCCAUUGCCAUAUAAUCAAACCCCACGUAAUGGAUGCCCCCCCCCCCCCCCC
This is a messenger RNA of Fimicolochytrium jonesii, 2091 nucleotides long. Its product is annotated as nicotinate phosphoribosyltransferase family-domain-containing protein. Gene Ontology annotation, biological process: NAD+ biosynthetic process. The coding region runs from base 423 to 1955 and encodes 510 amino acids. Gene Ontology annotation, molecular function: nicotinamide phosphoribosyltransferase activity. The transcript has 11 exons. Lineage: Eukaryota; Fungi; Chytridiomycota; Chytridiomycetes; Spizellomycetales; Powellomycetaceae. The record is from RefSeq and is a predicted model, not a curated record.